AUGAAGAAUAGUAGCAGCAAUACCCUAGUUCCAAUUGGCAGCAAACUCUUAGAUAAGAAAUGGAAAUUUAAAAUUGACUAAAUUGAAAGAGAUAGAUUAGCUAAGGUCGAAAGAGUGAUGGAGAUUAAAGAACCUUUGAAGCCAUAAUUUUUAUCCUACAAUAAGAAAAGAGAAGAUUUGGAGUUCUAACACUAAAUUGCUAGAAAAGCUCUAGAAAAUAAUAAAAAAGCCCUCAGAAAUAAGGCAAAUUUCAGAAAACAAAAAUAAUCUAUCCUAUUUGAAUAUGUAGAUUCCUUUCUAAGAAAGCUUUAAUCUACAAGAUCAUUUUAUAAUGUUGAUAAAUGGGAUAUUGAGCACAAAAUGCAAGAAAAGCUAAGAGAAGGAAUCAGUCAAAAAACCUACUAGAUCAAUUAAUUUUUGGAUUAGGAAUAAAGUAUGGCUAAAUCUAGAAGCUUAAACAGAUUCUCAAUGAAUUUAUCCUAAAUAAGGACAAUAAAUGAUAUUAACAAGGAUAGUAUUAAGACAACUGAGAUAAUAGAUAGAGAUCAAAUAUAUGAUGGUUAAAAUCGAUCAAGAAUGUCUUCAUAUUUAGGAUACUCAACUGUAAGAUCUCAGACUCAUUCAUAAAUUCUGCCCUAGCCGAAGUACAAAGUUAUUAUUAACACUUCUAAAAUCUUGAAAGAUGGAGAGGAUUCGUUCAAUAUGUAUAAAAUAUGCAUUAAGCAAUCUAAAACAAAUCUAAAAAUUGAAGCAAUAGGUAACGAAUAGAAUUAUUUCAUUAAGCAGCCACUGCAUACUAAGGAUAAAAUGAUGAAAUUAUACGAUUUUAACUUGUAUAAAAUGAUUGAAAACUUAGAAAUCAAAGAUGGUACUCUAUUCUUGUAUUAUCCAGAGAAUUUUAAGUAAUCUAAGAUUAAACUACGAAAGUCCUAAUAUGAGAAAUAUCAAACUAAUGUAAGCAAAAGCAGCAUUUAAUUGCCCUAAGUAGCAUAACUUUCAACAAUUGGAAAUAAUAGUAAUGGUAACUUUGAUUUCUAUGGGUUUCACACAGAGAGAACUGAUACGAAUAAAAGCAGAUAAAAAAUGCCUAAUAAUGAAGAUAUCAUGUAUUUAGCUAAUUGA
Messenger RNA from Stylonychia lemnae, 1122 nucleotides. Lineage: Eukaryota; Ciliophora; Spirotrichea; Sporadotrichida; Oxytrichidae. The record is from the annotation of a GenBank genome assembly.